Messenger RNA from Penicillium pulvis, 1128 nucleotides. Its product is annotated as glycoside hydrolase family 16 protein. The record is from RefSeq and is a predicted model, not a curated record. NCBI's taxonomy places the organism in Eukaryota, Fungi, Ascomycota, Eurotiomycetes, Eurotiales, Aspergillaceae. The coding region runs from base 20 to 1117 and encodes 365 amino acids. Gene Ontology annotation, molecular function: hydrolase activity, hydrolyzing O-glycosyl compounds. The transcript has 3 exons. Gene Ontology annotation, biological process: glucan catabolic process.
UAUAGAAACCACGGCAAUCAUGCACGCUUCUACACUCCUUCCGGCUUUGGGUCUUUUCGCCCAGCUUAGCACCGCAGGAUACACUCUGCUAGAUGACUAUGGCACCGACUCGUCGUUUUUCGACAAAUUCGAGUUCUACACGGAAACCGACCCCACCAACGGCUACGUGAACUAUGUCGAUAACUCCACCGCCUCUUCCGACGGUUUGAUCGGUGCCGACGGUAGCUCCGUCUACAUCGGUGUAGACUACAGCAAUGUCGCUAGCGGUAACGGUCGCAACAGCGUCCGUCUGACCAGCAAGAACACCUACACUGAGGGCCUGGUGAUCCUGGACCUGGCACACAUGCCCGCUAGCACCUGCGGAACUUGGCCCGCAUUCUGGAUGCUCGGCUCCGACUGGCCUAACCAUGGCGAAAUUGAUAUCAUUGAGGGUGUCAACCAGGAUACCACCAACCAGAUGACCCUGCACACCAGCGACGGUUGCUCAAUCUCCAACUCGGGCUUCACCGGUACCCUCGACACUGACAACUGCUAUGUUGAGGCUUCGGACCAAUCCGCCAACUCCGGCUGCGCUAUCGUCAAUACCGAUGAUUCGUCCUACGGCGACGGUUUCAACAAUGCUGGUGGCGGUGUUUAUGCGACUGAGUGGACCAGUGAUGCUAUUAGCGUCUGGUACUUCGCCAAUGCAAGCAUCCCCUCUGAUAUCAGCAGUGGUAGCCCCGAUCCUUCGGGCUGGGGUACCCCCGCCGCUAGUUUCUCCGGAGACUGCGACAUCAGCUCGCACUUCCAGAACCUCCAGAUCGUCUUCGACAUCACCUUCUGCGGCGACUGGGCCGGCGACAGCUCCGUCUGGUCCAGCAGCACUUGCUCCUCCUACGCUAGCACCUGCGACUCUUACGUCCAGAACAACCCUUCUGUUUUCGAGGGUACCCACUGGAGCAUUAACUCCCUCAAGGUCUACCAGGAUAGCUCGAGCUCUUCCAAGCGCGAUGAAGUUCCCCACGCCCACGCUGCUGCCCAUGCCAACUCCCGUCGCACAGCGAACCACAUCCGCCCUGCUCCCCGUCCGGCCUGGAAGCACCGCCGUGCGGGAUACAAGCACGGAUCUAGCUUCUAGAUGUUACUAUC